CACGUGUUUUCAACGAGAAAAACAUCCAAAGUUUUUGUUUAAUUUUAACAUACUUGUAUUUUUAUUUAUUUCUGUGCUGAGUUUAAAUUUAUUAUUAAAAUGUCUGAAAUAACAACAAGAAAUCAAAAAAAAGUGAAUGAAUUUGGUGAUAAUGGUGGAUAUUUUGAUAGUAUUGUCAAGCCAAUAUUACAGUAUGGUCAUGAAGAUGAAUUUCGCAAUUGGUUACAAGACAUGAAAUUAAUUAAAUCAUCAUUGACAUGUUCAAAACCAGAUUGUUAUGAACAUAAAUUGAUAUGGCAAGCAGCACGUGUUAUUGAUAAAUUCGUAUGGAAAUGUACAGUAUGUCACAAAAAUUAUGCAAUCAGAGAUGCCUCAUUUUUUCAUGGUAUUCAUUGUGAUCUGAAAACAUCAAUAGGAUUAAUACUAGCAUGGUGCCAAAAUAUACCACCUCAAACUAUAGCACUAAUGCUAGGUACACAAGAUUUAAAUGCCAAAAAAAUGUAUAAAAAAUGUACAAAAAUGGCUGAUACAUGGGUUGAGAGACAUAUUGAUGAAUUUUUUCUUGGUGGUCCUGGUAAAGUACUUGUUAUUUAUGAAUAUCCUGGUGGUAAUAUGUUAUCAGAUGUUAUUGAAAUUGUUAAAACUGAUAAACAUAAAGGUCAUUUACCAAUAAUAUUAUGUAUUAUUGAAGCAAAUAAUAUACCACCAAGAAUGUGGUUUCAUAUUAUGCAAAAAACGCCAAAAAAAAAAAAUCAAAAAAAUGAUGAUACAAUUAAUAAUGAUACUUUUGAUGAAGCAAUGAAUGUUAUAAAGGGACAUAUUUUACCAGGUAGUUUUAUUGUUGCUGAUAAAAAUGCUGAAUGCUAUGAUUUUAAUGCAAUUGUUGAAUUAAAAAAUUAUCAAACAUUCUCAAUUGAUUUUUUGGAAAAAUUUGAUAAUGAUGCACAAAAAUUACGUGACAAUUUAGCAACUAUUUGGCAAUCAGCUGUUGAUAUUUUUGAAGAUGUAGUAGAAUCACCAAAAUCUCAACGACAAUCAAUAUUAUCAUCAUAUUUAUGGCGUCAAAAAUUUAACUUUCAAAAUAUGCUUGAGCAAAUUGCCGAUGAAUAUCGUUUUGAAUAA
Molecule: messenger RNA, 1122 nt
Organism: Aphidius gifuensis
Lineage: Eukaryota; Metazoa; Arthropoda; Insecta; Hymenoptera; Braconidae
Exons: 4
Coding region: 100-1122 (340 amino acids)
Source: RefSeq, a predicted model, not a curated record